Messenger RNA from Camellia sinensis, 1292 nucleotides. The record is from RefSeq and is a predicted model, not a curated record. NCBI's taxonomy places the organism in Eukaryota, Viridiplantae, Streptophyta, Magnoliopsida, Ericales, Theaceae.
AUGCCGGAGGUGUCGCAUGUAGGAUGGGGACUGUGGUACACGUUGAGGGAGCUUGAGACGGCUACAAAUGGCUUGUCUAAUGGGAAUGUGAUCGGUGAAGGUGGUUAUGGUAUCAUCUCUAGUGUUUUAUGGGCUGAUAAUACUCGUGUUGCUGUGAAGAAUCUUUUGAAUAACAAGGUUAGAAUUUCUAAAAAAAGGAGAUGUCUUUCGAGAGAGAGAAAGGAGAUCAGGUUGAGAGAAAUGGCAUUGUUGUGGCCGGAAAUGAGGUUUUCCGGCGAGAAGUGGUUGUUUUCGACAACUGGAGUUGGAGAGCGAGUCUUUGCUAGAGGAGUAGAUGGAGAGGCUGUAGUUUUGAUGGCUGCUAGAGCCUCAAGAGUGGAAAACCAAGAUGCAAUAGACGCUGCUAUUGUUGGGACGUUGGCUGAUCCAAAAGAGUUUCAAUUAUCUGUGGAUGAUACUGCUUAUAGGAACUUCAUAUUACCCCGUUUUCUGCAGAGAAAACCACCUGAUUGGCAGGAUUUUGUUGGGAUCAUUACUCUGCUUUUUAUCAAUUCUACUAUAAGUUUUAUUGAGGAGAACAAUGCUCGUAAUGCUGCUGCGGCUCUCAUGGGCUGCCUUGCUCCAAAAGCAAAGGUUCUUCGUGAUGGAAAAUGGAGUGGGGAAUAUGUAGUUGUUCUUGUUCCAGGUGAUGUAGUUAGUAUUAAACUUGGUGACAUAAUCCCUGCAGAUGCUCGUCUCCUUGAGGGUGACCCAUUGAAAAUAGACCAGUCUGCACUGACAGGUGAGUCCCUUCCUGUAACAAAAAGCCCCGGGGAUGGGGUUUAUUCAGGAUCCACUUGCAAACAGGGAGAGAUUGAAGCAGUGGUCAUUGCCACCGGUGUCCACACCUUCUUUGGCAAGGCUGCUCACCUUGUGGACAGCACAAAUCAAGUGGGCCAUUUUCAGAAGGUCUUUGCUAGAGAAGUAGAUGGAGAGGCUGUAGUUUUGAUGGCUGCUAGAGCCUCCCGAGUGGAAAACCAAGAUGCAAUAGACGCUGCUAUUGUUGGGACGUUGGCUGAUCCAAAAGAGGUGUGUUAAUUAGUAUACAAACUUUCUACUACAUACGAUGGAGGUGCAAGAAGAAUUUACGCUUCUGAUUCUGAAUAGCUGAAACAAAUGCACCAUAAUAUUGAGUGAGAUUUUCCUUCUGAAUGACUUUUGUUACCAGUUCUCCAUUUAAUAUGUGUGUUUCUAUUUUUCUUCUUUGACUUCUACUAAAAACUAAGGCACGAGCUAGCAUUCAAGAGGUUCAC